ACCGUGGCCCCGCCCCUUUAGGAAAGGGAAGAGGGCGAGCGGGAGUCGGGCGAGGGAGCGGCGCGUGGGUGGCUGGAUCUCUCCUGGGCCGACCAUGGCGCCUAGCGGCGAUAUUAUGGGGGCAGCUGAAGACCUCGCCGACCAGUUCUUGCGAGUGACGAAGCACUACCUACCUCACGUGGCCCACCUCUGUCUCAUCAGCACGUUCUUGGAGGAUGGCAUCAGGAUGUGGUUUCAGUGGAACGAGCAGCGGGACUACAUCAACAUGUCCUGGGGAAGUGGUACACUCUUAGCCACACUCUUUGUCCUCAUUAACAUGUGUGGCCAACUGGCUGGGUGUGUACUAGUCCUGGCCCGAAAGUUUGUUCCUUAUGCGUGCUUUGGCUUAUUUGGAAUCAUCUUUAUGCAGACAAUUGCCUAUAGUAUCUUAUGGGAUCUCAAGUUUUUAAUGAGGAAUCUGGCUCUUGGGGGUGGUCUGCUUCUCCUACUUGCAGAAUCUCGUUCUGAGGGGAAGUCCAUGUUCGCUGGAGUCCCCACCAUGGAUGACAUCUCACCACGGCAGUACAUGCAGCUUGGCGGCCGGUUGCUCCUUGUCCUCAUGUUCAUGACGCUCUUGCACUUUGAACUUUCCGUCUUCACUAUUUUCCAGGACAUCUUUGGCAUGGCACUCAUCAUUUUGGUAGCUGUCGGCUUCAAGACCAAACUUGCUGCUCUUACCCUUGUGGUCUGGCUCCUCAUCGUCAACAUGAUCCAGAAUGCCUUCUGGACCAUCCCCACCUAUAGGCCUCUCCACGACUUCCUCAAAUACGACUUUUUCCAAACCAUGUCUGUCAUAGGUGGCUUGCUGCUUGUGGUGGCGCUGGGACCUGGAGGGGUUUCGAUGGAUGAGCAUAAGAAGAAGUGGUGAAAGUGGACUGUGAAUGGGGCUCAAUGUGGGGUAGGGAGGGGGGAGGAUUGGAAGCAAAAUAGGGACAAUGUGGGGUUGGGUCAGGGUUAAACUACAGCUUUUAUAAACCCGUGUAGAAUUUUAUUCUCUUUUGAUUCUCUUAAGGUUUAUCAUAGUUCACGGUUGCCUUAUCAGGGUGGGAGAGCCUUUGCUUUUCUAUCCUGUUUGAGACGUGUAAAUUAAAGCCGAAUUGUAUACAUGGG
Messenger RNA from Anolis sagrei ordinatus, 1149 nucleotides. Its product is annotated as surfeit locus protein 4-like. NCBI's taxonomy places the organism in Eukaryota, Metazoa, Chordata, Lepidosauria, Squamata, Anolidae. Gene Ontology annotation, cellular component: membrane; endoplasmic reticulum; endoplasmic reticulum-Golgi intermediate compartment. Gene Ontology annotation, biological process: Golgi organization. The record is from RefSeq and is a predicted model, not a curated record.